Oppia nitens is the source of this 1136-nucleotide messenger RNA. Its product is annotated as carbonic anhydrase 2-like. NCBI's taxonomy places the organism in Eukaryota, Metazoa, Arthropoda, Arachnida, Sarcoptiformes, Oppiidae. Bases 91 to 1071 code for a protein of 326 amino acids. The record is from RefSeq and is a predicted model, not a curated record. Gene Ontology annotation, molecular function: carbonate dehydratase activity; zinc ion binding. The transcript has 8 exons. Gene Ontology annotation, cellular component: cytoplasm.
CCCAAUAAUUUACUUAUUUUUUUCUAGUUUAAAACUUAAUAUAUUUUGUCAUUAACGGAAAACAAUUAUCCCAGUGUCUAAAAAAUAUUUAUGGCAAAAAUUCAAUUAAACAAUUUUCUAAUUAUCUUGUUAUCAUUAAUCAUAUCAAUUGUGCCAUUGGUUUCGUCAGGUGAUAGUCAUCACUGGUCGUAUACAUCUCAAAAUGAAUGGCCAAAAUUAUGUGCAACCGGUAGCCAACAGUCACCUAUCAAUAUCGACUCUCAUAAUGUUUGGGUCAACACAACUAUAGCCAUAGAUUUUAAACACUACGAAACAGAGUUUCCAACGAUAAAGAUCUCAAACAAUGGACACACCGCCGUUUUGACAAUUGACUGGUCGUCCGAUGAGACCACACAGCCAUACAUAACUGGUCCGGCACUGGCCAACGAGCUAUACUCUAUGGCACAGUUGCACUUUCACUGGAGUGACAAUAAGGGACGGGGAGCUGAACACACUAUUAAUGAUCGACCCUAUUCUAUGGAGAUGCACAUAGUACAUUUCAAUAGGAAAUAUGAUAAUAUCAGUGAAGCCAUCAACCAUAAGGACGGUCUGGCAGUUUUGGCCGUACUUUUUGCGAUCACCCGUAAAGAGAACCCGCAUUUGUAUGCCAUUAUUGAAGGCAUAAAAGCUGUCAAAAUCGAGGGCUUAGCUGAGUAUCAGUCGGCGGCACCGUCUGAAAGAAUACCGGCUCUCAGAUUAGAAAAUUUAUUGCCCAACGAUCUGACAUUUUUCUAUAGAUAUAAGGGCUCACUAACUACACCUCCCUGUUCAGAGUCAGUCAUUUGGCUAGUGUUUCAUGAAACCAAUGAAAUUGGACUCAAACAAAUCCAAACCUUCAGAGACUUAGUGAACAGCCAUAAGACACCACUGGGCGAUACAUUCAGACAAUUGCAGCCAUUAAAUAGUCGACGGAUCGAGUCGUCCAAACAAAUCAYGGCUAGUGAUGGCAUACAAUUGACUAGUAGUCAAGUGUUGACACAAUUUUUACUUACAAUGUCUAGUCUAGUGUUUAUUUUGCGGUCAAAAUAUUAAUAAUUAAUAUAUACACAAAUUUUAAUUUUAAAAAAAACUAUAAUAAAAUAUAAACUUACAGUAAU